Molecule: messenger RNA, 1477 nt
Organism: Caenorhabditis elegans
Lineage: Eukaryota; Metazoa; Nematoda; Chromadorea; Rhabditida; Rhabditidae
Gene: snpc-3.1
Product: snRNA-activating protein complex subunit 3
Exons: 6
Coding region: 49-1326 (425 amino acids)
Cellular component (GO): nucleus
Source: RefSeq, marked reviewed
GAUUUUCACACUUUUUAACUCAUUUGCACUCAAUUUUUUUGCAGAAAAAUGUCAAUGGACAUUGUUAUGAAGUCAGAUGAGCAACCGUUCAUCUCUGCGCCUGUAUGCUUUAAAACGUUCGCAUUUUUCGCCAAAGCAUCCGCAGAGGAAUGCAAACUUCUAGCUUCGGGCUCCAACGCUCGAGAAAGUUUCCAGCAGGCCACGGGGCUCUCGGAGAAGAUCACGGAAGACAUUUACCGCCAAAUUGACGUCUCCCACAUUUCGUCGAUGGUCUUCAACAGAGAAAUGGACGGUGGCAUCGAGAGAAAUCGGCUCGGCUCGCAAGCGAUUCUGCUCGACGAGAACUCCAGGCGCCGCAAUCCACAGUUCAAAUCGAUCGCGCUCCGCUCUCUCCGCUACGAUCACAUCGAUCAUAGAGCGUUGGCAAGGAAAUCGCCUCAUCUGAUGCCUCCGACUUAUAUCAAAGAGGAAAUUAUGGAUGAUGAGCUCGACGAGGUGAAGGAAGAAGAGGUUUCCGUUGGAGAAGCCGCCUUGCCCACGGCAAAAGUCGAACUGAACAUGGACCAUCCGGAAAAGGACCUGAUCAUCAGCACUUCCGUGUAUCUCGGCUACACCCGUACCCUUCAAUACCACGAGAUUCGCCUCGGACGUUUGAUGAAGGUCACGGAUCGGCUCGAGCUCACCGGAGAUCACACGCUUCGCGAUCUGAAAAACGCGUUCUCGUGCCCCAUCGAUUUCUCGUUUUCCGACGAUUUUAGCGAGAAAAAGCCGUCGUUCAAGGAUAUGGCGAAAAAUAAGUGGCCGUCGUCGAUGUUCUUCAUUCAUGACACGUUUUAUAUCGACUCGAACACUGGCGACCAGUUUGUGGAUCCGUCGAUCACAAUCCGAACUUGGGCCAAAAAGUUCGACUACAUCGGUCCGAUGCACGUGAAACAGAUGUCGGAGACGAGGAUCGGGGAUCUCAUUUGUCGGCUCGGUCAGCCAUACGUCUACAUUCAUCAAGGCGUCUGCGAGCACCUCAUCGUCUUCAAUGACUUGUGCCUGAGAGAUGAAUCCCACACAAACGUCGAAUUUCCACGCCGCCUCGUCGAACGGAAUUUCAGAAGAAUUGCAUGUGACACGUGCAAGGAGGCGUCGGCGCACUGGAUGAUCGUCGACCACGACAAUCUGCUUCCCAACUCGCCAGGCUAUCUGUGCUCUUCGUGCUACAAGGAGUUCUGUUUCGACGUGAACGGCAACAAAGUGUGCCAGUUUAAGGCCGUACCGUAUUGCGAUCGAAAGGACAUUGGCGACGGACGCCAAUUCUUCACCGAGCUCGACCUUUAGAGAGCGAGAUUUAAAAGUCUGUAUCAUUUUUUGUUGUUUUUUUUAAAUGUUUUUCGAUUUGAUUGUUUAAUUACCGAUUUUUGGCCUGUAACUGUAUUUGUUGAAAUUUGAAAUUUCUUUUUUUUAAAUAAAAUUUUUGUUUGCAAAAAAA